This is a messenger RNA of Symbiodinium necroappetens, 1212 nucleotides long. Lineage: Eukaryota; Dinophyceae; Suessiales; Symbiodiniaceae. The record is from the annotation of a GenBank genome assembly.
AUGGUCCUCAGAUCGCCAACAUUCCUAGUGGGCACGGAGAAGCAGCGAACGCUUCUCAGCGAGUUCUCACGCAAAGAGCAGCAUUUCAAUGAGGAGUACCAGAAGAACAAGCCACUCUGUUUCAGCGCGAAGAGCUACCAGCGCACACAUCCAAAGAAGCUCAGCUUGGGACACAAGGACGCCGACGCCACCCUGGCUUCGCCAAUGAUCUUGGGAGUGGCGGAUGGAGUGUCCCAGCUCGAGGAGUUUGGGAUGGACGCCUCGCAGCUUCCCCGCGAGCUGCUUCGGAUCUGCGAGGAUCUGGGGAUGAACCAGCUGAUCCCGGACCGGCAGGUGAACCCGCAGGAAGCCUACCAGGGGCCUGUGUCCUUGCUGAAGGAGGCCUACGAGGAGACCGAAAGCAUGGGUUCUACCACCAUCCUGCUUGCAGUCCUUGACAAUAGCACGAAGAUUCAUGGGAAGCUACACCCCAUGGUCGCCGUGCUCACGAUAGGUGACUGCGAGCUCUUGAUGCUGCGAAGAUUAGAUGGUCGGCAGUCUCCUUUGCAAGCCGUCUUCCAUACAGAGAUGCAGCGCAUUGAUGGACACUCGCAAACGCCACUGCAGCUGGCUCGGGUCGAUGAUCGGGUGGAUCCCGAUUUCGACGAGGAGCUGGCGCUGGAGGUCAUCGAGCGAGGCAGCGCUGUUCAUUGUGUGUCGGCUUACGAGGGCGACAUCAUCAUUCUGGGAAGCGACGGGAUUUUCGACAACCUGUUCCUGGAAGAGAUUGUCGACAUUGUCAACGAGUCUUUGCCGGCACCCAAAGCCGGCAGCUUUGUGGCAACCCAGCCGAGCCUUUUGAGCCUUUUGGCCAAGCGCCUCGUCGACGAAGCGCACAGCAAGUCCGAGGUUGGCCGCCACGGCCUCCCAGACACGCCCAUCGGUCUGGGAGGGAAGAUGGAUGACACCUCGGUGGUUGUGGGAGAGGUGGUCGAGUGGACACGUGCUCACAGCGAGGUCUGGGCUCAGGUGCGGAAGCAGCACCAGUGGAGAGGAUUAGUUUCUUGUGGAGGGAUGGAUAACAUGGCGUGCCGCUCCUGCCGCUUCGGCGAUGACAGCGGGAGCGAAUAUGAGCUGGACAUCAGCCAGGAGAAAGGCGAGCGCGGCCUUUGUUCGACGGUCGUGUCCGAUGGGGACUCGGAUGACGAGGGAAAUAGAUGUGUGUUGCAAUGA